AUUAACUAAUUAAAUGUCUUUUGCUGAUUUGUCGCCUGAGUGAUAUUGUGUUAAAAAGGUGUAGCGCCAUUAAAGAAUUGAGGAUUUAUUUUGCUGAUAGCUUGCAGGAAUCCUCAGUACUUUUGCUGUUAAAUAUACAAUUUUGAUCAUGUUUGUGUUGUUGUUGUAGUUUAUUGUUGUUGUUUUGUGAUCCAGCGGCUUGUUUAGCUGGUGUGAGAAUGUCCUCAAGUAUCGUAGUAAUUUUUUCUCUAUUCACUCUUACCUGAACGCUGUGAAAUUUCCGGGCUCGGUUUCAGCGCGCGAUUGGCCAGCACGAGGUCUUACCGACAUGCAAAUGAGGGCGCGCGCGUUACACCCGCCCGGUGAGAAUGAGCACGAACUCGCAGGACAAGUGCGCGAGCGCUCCGGUUUCCAGCUUCACCAUCCGCUCCAUCCUGGGCGCACCGGCCGACACGGGAAGCUCUGGGAACGCGGAUAACAAGAGUCCUACGGCGGCGACCCCACGGAAGCGCGCGCUCUCGGUUUCCGUGUCCUGCUCGGAGGAUGAGGCGAGUGGAGCGGAGGCAGAGGACGCGACGGACUGCUGCUGCUCAGAACCGGGACUUCCGGAACCGUGCGGCCGGCACCGCGCGCUCACGUACCCCUGCAUCGGUGCGACUAAAAGUCUUCUCCCGAGACAGGAGAUAGAUCGCGCGCACCAUCAUCACCUGGCGCAGUCGUUAUUACCGGAUUACCGGGAUGAGCAUCAGCGCGAGAGGGAGAGGGAGCGCUCGUGCGGUCGGGUAUCUCCCGUUUCCGCGGAGCAGCAGCGCGAGGGAGCGGAGAAGCAGACUGGAGGUGCAGGAGGAGGAGGUGGUGGAGGUGCAGGAGGAGGUAGCGCAGCGAAGAAGAAGACACGCACGGUGUUCUCGCGCAGUCAGGUGUACCAGCUGGAGUCCACGUUCGACGUGAAACGCUACCUGAGCAGCUCGGAGCGCGCGUGCCUGGCCUCCAGCCUGCAGCUGACUGAAACCCAGGUGAAGACGUGGUUCCAGAACCGCAGGAACAAAUGGAAGCGGCAGAUCUCCGCCGAGCUCGAGGCGGCCAACGCCGCGCACGCGUCCGCCGCUCACGCCCUGGUCGGCGUACCGCUCGUGCUGCGGGAGAACUCGUUGCUGCGCGUUCCCGUGCCGCGCUCCAUUGCGUUCCCGACGCCUCUCUACUACCCCGGAAGUAAUCUACCCCCGCUACCCUUGUACAAUCUCUACAACAAAGUCGAAUAUUAACAUUUCACCCAGCACAAACAAUGACUUAUCAUCAUCAUCAUCAUCAUCAUCAUCAUCAUCAUCAUCAUCAUUAUUAUUAUUAUUAUUAUUAUUAUUAUUAUUACUAUUAUUAUUAAUAUUAUUAUUAUUAUUAUUGGGAAAAAAAACAAUACGGUUGAUGGAAUCCACAUUUCUACCCACAUUUCUAAUUAUGCAGCCACGAAACGACCCUGUGUGUAAACAACAACCACAACAACAACAACAACAACAACAACAAACACAAAGGAAACCGGCGGAGCGUCUCUUCUGUACAUGUUCUAUAAAAUACACCGUGUGUAUACUGGAUUAUUUUGUACGUUUAUUUACAUUUUCUGUCUCUUUAUUAUAACCAAUUUUAUGCGUUAUAUGUGAGGACGAAAACAAUGGAUGAACUUUCUGCUUUGAAGGAAAAAGGAUUGAAAAAUAAAAGUGAGUGCAGCAAUGAAAA
Messenger RNA from Tachysurus vachellii, 1731 nucleotides. Its product is annotated as homeobox protein HMX2-like. NCBI's taxonomy places the organism in Eukaryota, Metazoa, Chordata, Actinopteri, Siluriformes, Bagridae. The transcript is spliced from 3 exons. The record is from RefSeq and is a predicted model, not a curated record. Gene Ontology annotation, molecular function: DNA-binding transcription factor activity, RNA polymerase II-specific; RNA polymerase II transcription regulatory region sequence-specific DNA binding. Bases 369 to 1265 code for a protein of 298 amino acids. Gene Ontology annotation, cellular component: nucleus. Gene Ontology annotation, biological process: regulation of transcription by RNA polymerase II.